Molecule: messenger RNA, 1444 nt
Organism: Hyalella azteca
Lineage: Eukaryota; Metazoa; Arthropoda; Malacostraca; Amphipoda; Hyalellidae
Product: protein FAM136A
Exons: 6
Coding region: 137-634 (165 amino acids)
Cellular component (GO): cytoplasm
Source: RefSeq, a predicted model, not a curated record
CAUUGUUGGGGGCACUCGUAAAUGAGUGCGAUGCGGUGCGAGUUCCCGCCUCGCGAUUAUUUAUAUAUAAGAAAAAUUGAAUUCUUGAUCUGCCAUAGAUAAUUGCUGUUUGUAUUUAUAAUUAUUUAGUGCAAUCAUGGCAGAAAAAGCACAAAUUAGAAUUCAGGAAUCCAUGACAUCCUUGGUAGAUGAUUUGGAUAAAUCCUUCCUAAGAGGCAUGCAACGCACAAUGCACCUCUGUGCUGCCGAGUGCUGUGAGAAGAAGGAGGCGUCAGUAGAUCAAGUCCAUCGCUGCAUAGAGUCUUGCAGUACACCGCUACAUCAGGCCCAGACGUUUGUCCAAAACGAACUUGCACAGUUCCAGGAGCGGCUGCAGCGCUGCGUGCUGGUGUGUCAAGACCGUGUUAAAGACAGAGUCACUGCUAACACUUCUGAAGCUCAGCCUGAGGGACGGGGGCUCUCCAUUGCUGGGUCCAUGGGUCGGGUCUUACGGGAUGCCACCCUCGGCCAGGGCGGGGUCUCCGUGUACAAGGCAGAGUUCGAGGCGUGCGCGAUGACGUGUGUUGACGACCACAUCAAGCUCAUGCCGUCCACCAAGAGAAGAAUAGCAGAGACCCUCUCUAAAAACUCAUAACGUCUUCACUGUGUAGCGCAAGUGUACAGUCAGGUUUCUCAAAUCUAUAUUAUGAAGCUCAAAUAUAGCGCGUAUGGCCACCGUACUGGUUUUACAAUUUGACAAAACUUUUCCAAAAAAUGCAUUUAGUAAAAUUACAAUGCAUUAGAGCUGAACGAGACCCAAUUGUUUUUGAGUGCGGAUUCCUGUCAUGACACAAAGUCCUCGAUGUUUCAUGUAAAUAUUUCUCCCGUCGUCUCCUUUAAAUUAUUAUUGUGGUGAACAUGAAUUUCGUUGUGAUGCGUGGUGGCAAGAAUAUGGGACAACGAUAAUUAGUCAAUUUCGAGAGAAUAAGUACCUCCUGUGAUUGAAUUGGAAUUCCAUUUGCAUAUGUGGUGGAACGCAUGAAUCGUCCAGUCAUGUGUGGUCGUAAGCGUGAAUCAUACCAGUUAUUUGUGUAAGAAAGCAGCAAUCAUGAUAUAUCACUUAGUCAAGUGUGGUCGAAGCGCUGAUGCUUUGGGUUGUCAUACAUUUCAAUUUUGACAUUCCGUCUCUUACUCCAGUUCUUUUGCACGAUAUCCACUGAAAAAUACCUCCCGUUUGAUAUCGUGCAAAUCUUGUAAUUUAAUGACUGUGACAAGCAAUUUUUGCUAACUCGACGUAUCAUAGACGGAAGCUCAAAGAUAUCAUGCAUGACAACUCAAUUUGUUAGCACUCGCCACAGCGAAUAUUCCCCUCCAGUUAAAUACAUAACUCGCACAGCUUAAAAACUAAGUUCGUUACAUCGCAUGUCCGACGAAAAUGUUAUAAUGAAAUGUUAAUCCCAUAAAA